CUGAAAACCGUUCUACCAUACAAAACACCCCGGCCAAAAGGGCCCACUGUUACAUUUAAUUAGGGGAAGAGUAAAGAAAGUAAUCGGGGGUUUGAUUUUAGACCCGGAUUUCGGUGUACCACGACUAACCGGAGGCGCAUGCUACCCCACUACCCUUUCCUUCAUCUACAAAACAAGAGGUGAACCCAACGGCUUUGCACCACUUGACAUAUUCCCCCUUAUACACAUUGAUCUCACAUUAAUCAUUUUCUCAAUUCCAUAAGAAUAUCUUACCAACACCACCAUGUCGAAAGUCCCCAUCCCCUUUUCAGAGCCUCCUUGGCUGAUGGGCCACCCAUCACCAUAUUACACCGACUCCCACAAAAAAUGGCAAAAGACCUGCAGAGCAAUGUUCGACGAGCUGAUGGCCGACGCUGGAGAAUGGGAGCGGCAAGGAGAUGUACCAGAGAGUCUAUACUCCCAAUUCGCCGCCGCCAACAUGCUAAUCCCCAACCUGUCCUCGCCCCUUCCCGUCCAAUGGCUCCAUAAACUGGGCAUCCGUACUUUACCAGGCGGCCUCCCAGUGGAAGAAUUCGACUCCAUCCACACCCUAAUCUACGCCGACGAGCUCGCCCGAAGCGGCUCUCUCGGACCCGGCGGCGCUAUAACGACAGGAAUGGCCUUCGGUGUGCCCCCUAUUUUGAAAUUCGGCUCCAAGUCCCUCCAAGAACGAUUUCUGCCAGAUUUGUUAACAGGGAAAAAGAGGAUCUGCAUCGCGAUCACGGAGCCUUCUGCUGGGAGCGAUGUGGGCAAUAUCCAGACGACAGCCACGAGAAGUAAAGACGGGAAGCACUUCAUUGUAAACGGAACCAAGAAAUGGAUUACCAACGGUCUAUGGAGCGACUAUGCCUCUAUGGCUGUGCGAACCGGAGGACCUGGGCCUGCGGGACUUUCCAUGCUCGUUGUGCCGUUGUUACACACAAAAGGUGUGAACAUGCGGCGUAUAAAAGUACAGGGCCAAACAGCCGCAGGAACGACCUUCAUAGAACUCGACGACGUUCUCGUUCCGGUCGAAAAUCUGAUAGGGAAGGAGGGCAUGGGCAUGAAAUAUGUGAUGCUGAACUUCAACCACGAGCGACUCUCCAUCAGUAUCGGUGUGAACCGUCUUUCUCGCGUGGCGAUAAGUGCAGCGUUCGAGUAUUGUUUGAAGAGAGAGGCGUUUGGGAAGCCGUUGAUGGACCAGGCUGUUGUGAGGCAUCGGUUGGCGAAGUGUGGUGCGGAGUUGGAGAGCCAUUGGGCUUGGAUUGAGCAGUUUACGUAUAGUUUGACGAAGAUGAGUGAGGAGGAGGCGAAUAGGGAACUUGGAGGCUUGACGGCACUGUUGAAGGCGCAAGCUGGGAGGGUGAUUGAGAGUUGCGCUAGUACGGCGGUAUUGCUGUUUGGUGGGAAUGGGUAUUCGAAGUCCGGACAGGGGGAGGUUGUUGAGCGAAUCUACCGCGAAGUCCCGGGCGCCAGAAUCCCAGGUGGAAGCGAAGACGUGAUGCUGGACGUGGCUAUCAGACAACUAGUCAAGAAUUUCCAGCGGAAGACGAAGGAGCUGGAAACAGCUGUGGAACCACCUUCCGGAUCUUCAAAACUCUAGAUCUCUUUUACUGUACCGCAACUUACAACACUUAUCCAAUACAUUCAACCUCAGAAAGUAUGAUGAUGGAGAAGAAAUUACGUAUCAUGUCCU
Messenger RNA from Hyaloscypha bicolor E, 1714 nucleotides. RefSeq names its product acyl-CoA dehydrogenase-like protein. Lineage: Eukaryota; Fungi; Ascomycota; Leotiomycetes; Helotiales; Hyaloscyphaceae. The record is from RefSeq and is a predicted model, not a curated record. The coding region runs from base 284 to 1621 and encodes 445 amino acids. Gene Ontology annotation, molecular function: oxidoreductase activity, acting on the CH-CH group of donors; flavin adenine dinucleotide binding. The transcript is spliced from 4 exons.